This is a messenger RNA of Myxocyprinus asiaticus (Chinese sucker), 13628 nucleotides long. RefSeq names its product solute carrier family 8 member 1b (gene slc8a1b). The record is from RefSeq and is a predicted model, not a curated record. Gene Ontology annotation, molecular function: calcium:sodium antiporter activity. Gene Ontology annotation, cellular component: sarcolemma; postsynapse; axon. Gene Ontology annotation, biological process: calcium ion import across plasma membrane; cell communication; sodium ion transmembrane transport. The transcript is spliced from 7 exons. NCBI's taxonomy places the organism in Eukaryota, Metazoa, Chordata, Actinopteri, Cypriniformes, Catostomidae. Bases 467 to 3304 code for a protein of 945 amino acids.
GGGGAGAGAAACGCUGGUGCAGAGAAUCACCCGUUCUCCCCGUAUUCGCUCUCUCUCUCCGAACGCAGUGCGUGCGUGUCCCAGGGCGCGAGGCUCCGCGGCACGCGGGUACAUACACACGCACACACACUGAACCGAGAGAGGGAAGAAUAAGGAAGAACUCGCAAGCACAUUUGGCUCUCUCCGAUUUGCUUAUAAAGCAUCAGAUAUUUGAUCGCUACGGGUCUGUCUGGGAAUACAAAACAAACGCGUAUGGAAAUCGGAGGGUGAAUAAACAACUCGCGCGGGUCUAUUAUCUUUCCUGCAUCUCAUGUAUAAAAACCUAAACUAAUGCUGGCUGGGAUACUACUGACGCUUUCGACACGCACUGUCUCCGUUAACACUCUUCCUGCCGCUAUCCCCAAGACUGACUGACUUCACAAUCGGACGGAGCACCAUUACGCAGAAGUUUGUCACCCAUUAAGGAAUGAUGAGGCACCGUGAUAUAUCCUCAUGCCUCUUGCUGUGCUUUCAGUGUCUAGUCGUCAUGGUGAUACUGCUCUGCAAUGUCCACCAUGUGACAGCAGAACAUGCUCAAGACCAUGGCCUGGAUCAUAGUUCUCCUGCCAACAAAUCUCUGACCUGUGGUGGUGGGCCACCCUUAUGUGCCCCAGGAGUCAUCCUUCCAGUGUGGGAACCCCAAAACCCUUCCUUUGGGGACAAGGUGGCUCGGGCAACAGUUUACUUUGUGGCACUGGUAUACAUGUUUCUUGGAGUGUCGAUUAUUGCUGACCGCUUCAUGGCAUCUAUUGAAGUCAUCACCUCUCAGGAGAAGGAGAUCACCAUUAAGAAAUCAAACGGUGAAACAACCACCACUACUGUACGCAUCUGGAAUGAAACCGUGUCCAACCUCACCCUAAUGGCUCUGGGGUCAUCUGCUCCUGAAAUUCUGCUCUCAGUCAUUGAGGUGUGUGGCCAUAACUUUGAAGCCGGUGACCUUGGACCCUCUACCAUUGUAGGAAGUGCAGCUUUUAACAUGUUUGUCAUUAUCGGAAUCUGUGUCUACGUGGUUCCUGAUGGAGAGCAUCGCAAAGUAAAGCACCUCCGUGUUUUUUUUGUCACCGCCACUUGGAGCAUCUUCGCCUACCUGUGGCUCUACCUGAUCUUGGCUGUUAUCUCACCGGGUGUUGUCCAGGUGUGGGAAGGACUUCUCACACUUUUCUUCUUUCCCAUUUGUGUGGUCUUCGCUUGGGUUGCUGACCGCCGCCUCCUAUUUUACAAGUAUGUUUACAAGCGUUACCGAACUGGCAAACACCGUGGCAUGAUCAUUGAGACUGAGGGUGACCGUCCUCUGCCAUCCAAGGUGGAUAUUGAGAUGGAUGGGAAGAUGUUGAACUCUCAUGCGGUGGACUUCUUGGAUGGAACUCUGGCUUUUGACCUGGAGGAUAAGGAUCUGGAUGAGGAGGAAGCCAGGCGUGAAAUGGUGAAGAUCCUUAAAGAACUGAAGCAAAAACAUCCAGAUAAAGAGGUGGAGCAGCUGAUCGAACUUGCUAAUUAUCAGGUGCUUAGCCAACAACAGAAGAGCCGUGCAUUCUACCGAUGCCAAGCGACACGUCUGAUGACCGGCGCAGGUAAUAUUCUAAAGAAACAUGCAGCAGACCAGGCUCGGAAAGCAGUAAGCAUGCACGAGGUACGCAGCGACACUGGAGAGAACGAUCCCAUUUCUAAGAUCUUUUUUGACCCUGGCUCUUACCAGUGCCUGGAAAACUGUGGAACUGUGGCAGUGAAUGUUGUUAGACGUGGAGGUGAUCUCAACCAGACAGUGUCUGUGGAAUUCCGCACAGAAGACGGGACCGCAAACGCAGGCUCAGACUACGAAUUCACUGAAGGCACCGUUGUUUUCAAGCCAGGCGAGACUCAAAAAGAGAUUCGAGUUGGAAUUAUUGAUGAUGACAUCUUUGAGGAGGACGAGAACUUCCUUAUCCACCUCAGCAACGUUCGGAUGCUUCAUGAAGAUGCCGAGCCAGAGACCGCUGAAGCUAAUCAUGUAGGGACUAUUGCAACACUUGGUUUGCCCUCCACAGCUACAGUCACCAUCUUUGACGAUGACCAUGCCGGAAUCUUCACAUUCGAGGAGCCGGUGACCCACGUUAGUGAGAGUGUGGGUGUAAUGGAAGUGAAGGUCCUGCGUACAUCCGGUGCACGUGGGGUGGUGUCAGUGCCAUAUAAAACCAUUGAGGGAACUGCGCGUGGAGGAGGAGAGGACUUUGAAGACAGCCAUGGUCUUCUGGAGUUCCAAAAUGACGAAAUCUUGAAGACGAUAACAGUAAGGGUUCUCGAUCGAGAGGAAUACGAUAAGCAAUGCAGCUUUUACAUUGAGCUACUGACGCCACUGUGGAGGAGGAGAGGAUGGACAGUAUACAGAGAGGAGGAGAAAGAGGCAGAGCAGGAAGAGCAGGAGCCUCUGACAGGCGAAGAGGAAGAGGAACGUCGUAUCGCUGAGAUGGGGAAGCCAAUGCUCGGAGAUCACCCCAAACUGGAGAUCAUCAUUGAAGAGUCCUAUGAAUUCAAGAACACUGUUGACAAGCUGAUUAAAAAGACAAACUUGGCACUUCUAGUUGGCACCAACAGCUGGAGGGACCAAUUCAUUGAGGCAAUUACAGUCAGUGCUGGUGAAGAUGAUGAUGAGGAGGAAUGCGGAGAGGAGAAGCUCCCGUCCUGUUUUGAUUAUGUCAUGCAUUUCCUCACUGUCUUCUGGAAAGUUCUCUUCGCCUUCGUCCCACCCACCGACUACUGGAACGGGUGGGCAUGUUUUGUGGUGUCAAUCCUCAUGAUUGGCCUUCUGACAGCGUUCAUCGGAGACCUGGCAUCCCACUUCGGCUGCACCAUUGGACUCAAAGACUCUGUCACUGCAGUGGUGUUUGUGGCUCUUGGCACUUCAAUUCCAGACACCUUUGCCAGCAAAGUGGCUGCAAUACAGGACCAGUACGCCGACGCAUCCAUUGGAAAUGUGACGGGGAGCAACGCCGUGAACGUCUUCUUGGGCAUCGGAGUAGCGUGGUCCAUCGCCGCCAUCUAUCACAACUCCAAGGGCCACGAGUUCAAGGUGGAGCCGGGUAACCUGGCCUUCUCCGUUACCCUCUUUACCAUUUUCGCCUUCAUCUGUGUAGCGGUGCUCAUGUACCGGCGCCGGCCUGACAUCGGCGGCGAGCUGGGGGGUCCGCGGACUGCUAAAGCACUGACCACCAUGCUUUUCAUCAGCCUCUGGCUCCUCUACAUCCUGUUCUCCUCUCUGGAGGCUUACUGCCACAUCAAGGGCUUCUAAAUGCACAUUCACACUCAUAUCUACAAACACACUCAGAACUACACUCCUCCACACAGUGACAUACAUGUUCAUGCAUUCUGGGGAAAAUACGUGAAGAACACGGAAAAGGUAAUAACUAAUGACUGCAGAGAAAGGUAAAUGCUGCAAACAAGUUUUUGGGUUUAUGUGGAUAAUAAUUUCCACAAACCAUCGGUCAGUUCUUCUGUCAUCUACACACGCCACUCCUUUAUUCAUCUUCCUCUGUUUAUUGUGUGUGUUGAAUGACUGCAUCUGAUUGGACGGUCUUUUGCUGACUUGAAGAGGCGUGACCACAGUGUUCAAACAUCAACAAAUAAGAUUAUCAAAGCUACUAUUGCUACCUUUAACUACUGUAGUUGUGCUUUUUGAAAUAUAAAAACAGUGUAAAAGCCAAUUGAAGUGAAUAGCAGCCACUUGGAUGUGGAGGAACUGUGGAAUCUGUAAGCUUUUUUCAUUAUGCCAUGGAAUUCUGGGUAAUGUAGUUCAGUGGCUUUGAUAUAUUUUUAGUCUUUAUGGGAAUUUUGGUCGAGUUUCUUGAGGUGGCAGAGAUACCGUACAUACUGCCCUGCAAAGCCAAAACACAAUAACGACAACAUUGAAACUGAGAAAAUUGGCUAAGUUAUGAAAGUCUCACGCUGUUUUCUUUAAAUCUGAGCAGUUGCACCAAACCUGUCUGUCAUUGGGAGGGUCAUUGUGUAAGAGAACAGUUUCGAUCAUAACUCAAUUUUGACAAAAUGUGUAGUUACUGCAUUUUGGUUUUGCAGAGCAGAAUACUCCUAGAACUUGCAGACAGACAAAAUUACACAACUUCUUUUGGUUUACAGAUUAUAAGCACAUUUCUUUUUUUUUUACCUGUUUUUUUUUUUUUUUAACACAGUUUGACCUUAAAUUAAAAUGGUCCUAACAAAAAGUGGUCAGCUGCUGCCUUUGACAUCCUCCUAAACAGCUUAAUGAUGUUGUCAAGAGCACUUUUUAUCCCACUUGCACUGGUGAAGUUAGUUUCCUACGUUUUCAGCAACAGUUCAGUUCAAAAAGUAAUCAGUUAUAUAAUAAGGAGAGUGAAGUAAAGACAGCUGUAAUCUCUCCCAGCUUUAGAGACCAGAGGUGCACAAAACUUUAAUUGAAGAGCCUUGAUCUGGCAUUCUUAAAGAUUUUAUCAUGCCAUUUUAAGAGCUCAGCAUUAAGGGAUUCCUGCUGAAAAGACCAGCUUGGCAUGAAUUGCCAUGAUGGUCAAGGUUGGUUAAUACUGGUCAACCAGCAUAACUGUCCAAAUCUUCUUUUUUUAUUAUUUGUCAGAACAGAUUCAGAAGGACCGGGUGAUGCAGAGAGAAAAAGUUUGUUUAUUAAAUGAGGGGAAAAAAUAGAAUCCACAAGGCAAAAAAUAUAGUCCAGAGGGUGGCAAAAAUAAAGUUCAAAGCACGCUGGGGAAAAAACAAGGAUAAUCCACUCUAAGGAUAUGGCAGUGAAUAUCACAGAAAACAAAAAGGCAAAAAUCCCAGGAGGCAGGAACAAUGGCGAGUGGUAACAGGUAGUCAGUCCACAAGCAGACUGCAACGCUGAAGAAAAGUGUGCACGGAUGGAACCAAAGCAUCUGGUUCUUGGGAGGGGAACAGAGGAGGCUGGUAGCCUAAACAGCACUGGAAGGGUGACCCGUAGACGAUACUGGCAACGAGUUGUGAGCAUAUUCUUCCCAGGUGAGCUUGGAACUCCAAGUCGAUGGCUCUCGAGAGGCCUCGCAAUGCAGGACCCACUCCAGACACUGGUUGGCUCGCUCAGCUUUCCUGUUGGUCUGGGGAUGGAACCCAGAGAACAGACUAACAGUCGCAACCCUGUCAGAGACCACGUCUGUCAGGAGGCCAUGGAUGCGAAACAAGUAGUCUGUUGCAGUAACCGCUGUCUCCCUCGCUGAUGGUAAUUUGGGGAGGGGAAUAAAAUGGACCGUCUUCGAGAACUGGUCCACCACAGUCAAAAUGACUGUAUUACCAUUGGACGGGGUAAGCCAGUAACAAAAUCCAAGGCAAUAUAAGGCCAGGGUCUCAAAGGGACCGGCAGCGGUUGAAGGAGCCCUGCAGGGGGCCAACUGGAAGACUUGUUACUAGCACAAACGGGACAAGCCGAGACAAACUGACAGUCAUCCCACGCCAUCGUGAGCCACCAGAAUCGCUGCUUAAUAAAUGCCUGAGUGUGAAUCGCCCCCGGAUGACAGGUGAGAUUGGAGGAGUGGCCCCACUGAAAGACGUGAGUUCGGACCACCCCAGCAACAAAUAACAGGUUCGCUGGACACUCCGUGGGAGUAUUAACAUCACGUAAAGCCGAGCAGACUUUGGCCUCGACUUCCCAAGCCACCGCUGUAACCACCACAGAGGGUGGAAGAAUGGUGUCCUGUGAAGCCGAGGUGCUCUCAGUUUCAAAAGAUCGAGAAAGAGCAUUGGGUUUACCAUUCUUCGAACCGGGGCGUUACUAUAAUACAAAGUCAAAUCAGCCAAAGAAGAGUGCCCAGUGAGCCUGUCUGGAAUUUAGUCUCUUUGCAGUCUUGAUGUAUUCAAGGUUCUUGUGGUCAGUCCAAACAACAAAAGGGAACCCCUCUAACCAGUGUCGCCACUCGCCCAAAGCCAGCCUGACUGCCAGUAACUCACGAUUACUAAUAUCGUAAUUUCGUUCUGAUGGAGAGAGACGAUGAGAAAGUAGGUGCAGGGGUGCAACCUCUGACUUCUGGAACAAAACACAUCCGACCCCGACGCAUCAACCUCCACUACAAACUGACGAGACAGAUCAGGAUUUAUCAGGAUGGGUGCUGAAAUAAAGCAGCACUUUAUCUUUUGGAAUGCAGUCUCAGCCUGCGUUGACCAAACAAAUAGUGUCUUGGUGGAGGUUAGAUUCAUCAGAGGUGGGGCGACCUGGCUGAAGUUCUGAAUGAAACGCUGAUAGAAGUUGGCAAACCCCAGUAACCGCUGGACUGCCUUGUGAGAGUCUGGGCUUGGCUAACUCUCAAUAGCCUUGACCUUAUCGGGGUCCAUUCGGACACCAUCAGGCAAGAGCAUGAACCCCAGGAACGAAACCAACUGUGCAUGGAACUCGCACUUCUCCACCUUGAUGGACAGUCGAUUCUCCAGCAGCCUCUGAAGCAAUCGUCUGAUGUGCUGGACAUGGUCAUUAAUGUCACACGAGAAAAUCAGAAUGUUGUCUAGGUAUACAAACACGAAUUGUUUGACCAUGUCCCAGAGCACAUCAUUGACGAGUGCUUGGAAGAUGGCCAGGGCAUUGGACAACCCAAAAGGCAUAACCAGGUAUUUGAAGUGCUCAGUGGGUGUAUUAAAAGCCAUCUUCCAUUCGUCCCCCUCUCUUAUCCGGACCAGGUGGAAAGCAUGCAUAGAUCCAACUUCGUGAAGCAGGAGGCCCCCUGCAAGAUUUUGAAAGCUGAAGACAUCAAAAGCAAGUGAUGUCAUUCAGCCCCUGAUAAUCUAUGCAGGGUCUUAAGGAGCCAUCCUUCUUCCCCUCGAAGAAGAACCCUGCCCCAACUGGAGAAGAAGAGGGACGAAUGAUACCUGCUGCUAGAGAAUCACUGAUGUACUUAUUCCAUGUCCUCAGAGUAAUCAGAGAUGGACAUCUUAUCUUGGCUUAGUUCUGACAGUUCUCUGGCCACCUUCGUACCUGUGGCAGCCCGGUCGAACACCUCGCAUAACUCUUCAGAGAAGGCCUUGAAGGUGGAGCAGCACAUAGUUUCCUGUCCCAGACUGCCGUAUCCCAUUCACGAGCCUGUCCGGCAAGCAGAGAAUCCACGAACGCCACCUUAGACUCUUCAAUGGGAAAGGAUGAUGGUUGCAAAGAAAACGAGAGUGAACAAUGGGAGAGAAAUGAGUGACAGGUCUUGAGCUCACCUGAAUAUGGCGCAGGUGGGUUGAGGUGGGACUCGUGCAACCUAGUUGGAGCUGUAAAGGCGGGUGGUACAGAAGCUGGGACGGCGGUGGUGGUAGAAGUCAUAGGUGGGGGACCAGCAUUGGGAGAGAUGCACAGAUGUUGAAGGCUUGACGUGAUCUCGGCUAUCCGCUCUGCCAUUUUCUCAAGAGCAUGGCUGGUCUGAUUUAAUUGAGUCUGCUGACAACCCAAGAUUGAUUCAUGCUGGAUAAUAGUUUCCUGGAGUGAAAAACUCUGCUGGGUCCAUUGUUGGCUUGUUUGUUAUGUUAGAACAGAUUCAGAAGGACCCAGGGAUGCAGAGAGAAUGCUGAUGACCCAUUCACAAGUUAAAGGGCAACACACAGGGAAUACACAUACGUGUAGAAAAAACUGACAUACGCACCAGAACCAUGACAGAAUUUACAUGCUGGUCAACCAGGUUGGUUAAUGCUGGUUAGUGCUGUUCAGCCAGGCUGGUUAAUGCUGGUUAGUGCUGGUCAACAAGGCUGGUAAUUGAUUAGUGCUGGGCAACCAUGCUGUUUACUGGUGGUCAAUCAGCAUAGGUAUGCAAAACUUAUGUUGAAUUUUCAUGCUGGUUAGUGCUGGUCAGUCAGGCUGGUAAUUGAUUAGUUCUGGACAACCAUGCAGGUUAAUACAACCAGGUGCUGGUAAAUCAGCAUAGUAAUGCAAAACUCUUCCAACAUCCAAAAAUGUUCAUGCUGGUCAACCAGGCCGUUUAUUUGUUAGUGCUGGUCAACCAGUCUGGUUAGUGCUGGUCAACCAGGUUAAUUUGUUAAUGCUAGUCAGUCAGGCUUGUUAAUGCCGUUUUGUGCUGGUCAGCCAGGCUGGUUAAUGGUUAGUGCUGGUUAACCAGCACAGCCAUGCAAAACGUUGCAGAAUUUCCAUGCUGGUCAAAGUUGGUUAAUGCUGGUUAUUCAGGCUGGCUAAUGGUUAGUGCAUUUCAACCAAACUGGUUUAUGCUGGUGAUUGUGGAUAAUAGUUUGUGAUGAUCAACCAGGCUGGUUAAUGUGAAGUGCUGGUCAACCAGGCUGGUUAAUUGUUAGUGCUGGACAACCAUGCUGGUUAAGGCUGGGGAACCAUGCUGUUAAUAGUUGGUGCUGGGCAAUCAGGCUGGUUAAUGCUGGUUAGUUAUGGUCAGCAAGGCUGAUAAAUGGUUAAUGCUGGUCAGCCAGGCUGGUUCAUGCUGGUUAGUGCUGGCUAAUGGUUAGUGCUGGUCAACCAGGCUGUUUAAUGCUGGUUAGUACUGGUCAACCAGCAUGGCCAUGUGAAACUAAGUUGGUCAACCAGCAUGUUCUUUCUGAAGAAGCUGGGUGACCAAAGACAACUAGAUGGUUAAGCUAGUUAAGGCCAUAUGGACCAGUGACCAUAUAACAGAAACAUACUAACUCUAGAAUCCUACCUUAUCUGUUCUAAUCCUUACUUAAAUAUGUCAGGUCUUUAAAUGUAAGACCUAAAAAAAGUACAGCCCCAGCAUCCUAAACACAACAAAUACUGGUGACCAGUCCUUUUCAGAAGGGACAUCCUUAUUUAUUUUUUUACAAUACAAACACUUUAUUGACAAUGCAGUUUGUUAUACUUAGAUUAUUAAUUGAUCUAAUUGAUUUUCAGAUGGAACAUGUAUAAAGUCAAUAGAGUGAAAUUUGUGUAAGAAAUGCUUUUGCCAACAUCACAUCAAGGAGUUUACUAUAAUGACUGUUACUUUCCAUCCAAACAAACACACAUUCAUUAGCACACACUACAACCACAUAAACACUAACUGAACAGCAAAAACAGUGGCCAUACCUGACAUACUUACAAUCUAACACAUGCAAGGAUUAAUAAUGGUGAAAAAAUACACACUCAUCUGUGGAGUUUACGAGGGCACACUCUCCCUCCAACCCUGCUGAGAUUUCUUCUUUGUACUAUGUAGUUUUGCUGUAUACAGAUCUGUAUGGUAAAUAUCAUAGAGUAGCCAUGGUUUUAGGAGCAGCCAUUUUAGACAUAGGCCAGUUUUAAAAUCAGACAUUUUAAUUCUAAUCAGAAUUUGACUCUAAACAUCUUUAGAAAAGCAUGGUUUAAACAAAGAAAAAUGUAUAAGCUUAAAGUUUUCAGAGUAGCUUGGUUUGAAAUUGUGAAACCGCAAUCUUUCACUCUCUUUUGAAUGGAACAGAAUGCAGUUGUCUCAGUAUACAUUGAAGUUCUUUUAACUUAAUACAGCAUCUUAAAAACAUGGCACUCAUGUGCGAAACUGCGAGAUGCGAUGCAGUUGUCAAAGAUGGCAGUCUAAUGCAUUUUUGCAAAGAAAAAAUAUUAAAAAGCAGCGCAUUUGUUGUGAAUGACUACUUUGCUCAGUUUAUACAACAUUUUUCCUAACUGACAAAUAUUAGUAGAUAUGACAUAAAUAUUUUGGACUCUAUAGUGUAGUUUGCUCCAAAUUUGCCAAAGGGAAAAUCUUUCUUAUUGAAAACUGCAGUGUGCCACACAGCCCCUGAAGUGGCUUUUGUACCUCAAAUCUUAAUAUUUUUACCCACACCAAAAAUAUCCUUUCAAAGAAAAAGAGAGACCUUGGUGACAUUUCUUAUGAGUGUUCCUACCUUAUUCGAGAGGUCCAGCCUACACCUCUUUUACUGCAUCUGAGCACCAACUUCCCUUGUGAUAAAGGGAGUGUCUUAAAUGUCUUUAAAAGGAAUUUUGGAAAUUGAAAUGCACAGGGGUUUGGAGUUUGUGUAGCUUGAUUUUGAAAGAGAAGGAAAAAAUGACUAGUUUAUUCUUUUUUUGUUUUAUGUUUUAAUGAAAGGAAAAAUGUGGUACCAGCUCCAGGGUAUUUCGAUAUGAAAGCAAUGACCCUGAAGAAAAUGGCCCACUGUUGCUUGCUAAUUCCAAGCUCCACCUGAAAGACACUACAGAUAAUUAAGAAAAAACAGUCAGUAUAACAGGACAGACUUUUUCUCCUGAAGCCUAAUAUCUAUUCAACCAACGAACAAAAAGAGAUGAAUUUCAAAGGAAUUUGGGUUUGGUGAAACCAUGUGAAUUACAGCCAUACUCUAUGUUCUGCCAACAAGACUUUCACAGACUCUCGCCGAAUGAUUGCACAAUCAAGCCGGAGGUGUGUCUACACUCAUGGGUGUAUGAGACAUUUAAAAUGUACAUGGUCUCUAAGGUUUAUAAUCUAUAUGUACUUGCUUUGGCAGAGCAGUGGUCAACGAAUUUGUGUCUGUACAUCUGCACUCACCACAUGUGGGUGUGCCUGUAAAUCAGGGCAAGACUGUGUUUGACUUUGUGAAACCUAACCCCUCCCCCAUGCCCCACCCCCAUGUUUGCCAUGUCCAUAUUUGGAAUGUUAAUGUGCUUCGUGUUGACAGUGCAUGGAUGCUAACCUGUCUGUAUAUAGUACGCAGAAUUCCCUUCAUUAACAUAGUCGACAGAGGUUUGAAAGCUGUAUAGAUAUUCAGAAUUGUAUUUGUUUGUUUGUUUGCUUGUUUGUUUCAAUUCUCUUGUAAGUUUAAUUUUUGUCUAUUUUUUAUUUUUUUACUUGCACAUGUAUGUUAAAAAGGCAGUAUCUGUCAUUUGGUACAGGAGCACAUAUACUAACAAAAGGAAGCAAUAUAUCAAGGUCAUCUGCUUGGUUGUUGCUGUGGUUGUAUUAUUUAACAGAAUAAGAUAUUUUGUCACUAAACAGUUCAGAUAUAUAUGUAUAUACUGUACAGUAGAAAGAAGACAGAGUCGCCGCUCUGGCAUUAUCACAGAGAGAAUACAGCAUAUUUAUUUGAGACCUUUACGAACUUAUAACAAAUAUUGCCUUUUGGAUUUAUUGUUGCAUAGAGCUUGUUUUGUUCUAGUUUUUCACUGAGCAGUGUGUGUGUGUGUGUGUGUGUGUGUGUGUGUGUGUAUAUAUAUGUGUGUGUUUGCCUGGUCUGGAGCAGUAUGUGAUAUUGGUAAGAAUUAAAGAAAUAGUCCACCCAAAAAAUUUACAUUCUAUCAUUAUUAACUCGCUCGUGUUGUUCCCAACCCAUAGGGCUGUCCUGCACUGAAUUCAGAACAACUUGAUCUCAUGAAAACUACGUGUCCACGUAUAUUACACGUGCUUUAUUACACGUUUCGCUGCAGUUUUCCAGUGAAAUGUCCAGUGGGGGCCACCAAAGGCGAGUGAAAUGGUGUCGUAAUCAUACAAGGUUUUAAGUUGAAUGUUAGAUGGAGGUUUUAAUGGGUAAAAUGUACUCCCUAACUUAAAACUUCAACCUAAACCUAACCAAUAGUGUCCUUAAAGCAAAUGAGAGGUGAACAAAACAGACACCCUCACCCUAAAACAACACUUAAACCAUAGCCAAAAGUGUCCUAAAAGCAAAUGAGAAGUAAACAAAUCAGACAGGUCAACCCUAAACCAACACCUAAACCUAACCGAUAGUGUCCUUAAAGCGCAUUUUCUGAAGCAACCACAUCAUUUUGUGUCGCUUCUAUGGAACAUUCAUCUCACGUGUCCGCUUGCACGCUUGACUGGUCUCGAACCGCAUAUUUCGGAGGGUGAGUAAAUAAUGGCAGUAUUUUGAUUUUUGGGUGAACUAAUCCUUAGAGGAAACAAAUAAUCCUUUAUUUAUCUGCUCUGUGUCUGUAAACCAUCUUGCAAAGCUCUGUGAACCAUCUGGAAAAUAUCUGUAAAACGUUGGGAGAAUGUGUGUGAAACGUCAGAGUAAUGUUUGCCUUGUGUAUGUCCUCUACCCCCUCUCUCUUCCUCACUACUCAGAUGGACUGUAGUUUUUCAGGGGUUUAAUACUAAUCUUUGAUAAUAUUAUUUCCUCCUCCCCUCUCUCUCUUUUUCUUUCUUUCUUUCUCUCUCCCCCCUAACUCUCCAAUCCAAGGCCUCACUAACAUGUUGCAUUGAUGUGUCCAGUGCUGAAAUUAUGUGGGCUGUAAGUUGUAAACAAAUGCAGCAGUGUUUGUGUAAAGACGUUGCUGAAAUUCCUGAACAGUGCAUAUACCUGUCUGUGUGUAUACGAUUACAUUGUACUUAUUUAUAUGGUAUAAAUUUAUCAAAUUUAUAAAGGUUUGCAAACCAAUUUCAUCAACAUGGCAGAAAGCUCUCAUGCCAAAGCAGGACUGAAUGUAAUGUGUGUUAACAUAAUAGCUGGUCUAAAUGAAGGAAGUUUCAUUAUCUUAUCUGUCUUGUACAGAUCGAGGGGCUCAAAUCAUUGUGUGUGUAUGAUUACUGCAAGCUAACGCUGAGAGUCAUGUUAAUGCAAAGUGUGUAUGGCCUUGCAGCAUAGUGUGUCUUACACUGUUCUCUGUCAUAUAGGCUUAUUAAAACGGUCUUGAUUUUCCUCCUAACUCGCUCAAUCUUAUCUAUCUCUCUUGCAAUUUUUGCUUUGUUUCACGCUUUUUGUUUUGAUCAUUAGGUUGUUUUAAUUUAGAUCUAAAUAACUGAAAAUUAAAAAAAUUUUGUUCUGAUUUUUUGUUUUUUGCAUCUAAUAAGAUGGACGUCCACUAACUGUGAUUGCUCCCUUAGUACACCUCUACACAGGAAAUAAAGUUUGGGAUAUCCUGUUUAGAGCCAAGGGGCUGCAGUGUGUCUCUUUUUAUGAGUAUAGUUCUCCGCAAGCACACACAUUCAUUGCAGAUAACAAGUGUAACAAAGGUGUCACCAGUAAGAUUAUACAGAACCUCUGCAGUUAUAUACAUGCACACAGAUGUUAUUUUGUCAUUUAAGAUCACAUGAAAUGAAAGUUUUGUGGAUUUUAGUUAAUGUCUGUUAGCUUUGAUGCCAUAUGCAGUGUUGGGUGGAUUACUUCUGAAGUGUAAUCUGGUGCUGAUUACAAAUUACUCAACCAAAACUGUAAUCAGUAUCAUAAUAUUUUACACAUUUUUGGUAAUCUAUUCUGAUUACUUUUGUAUUACUCAUUGCAUAUUUCGAUAAGAAUCUAAUCAUUAAUCUUAAGUGUAUAAAGUACCUAUUAACACUCAUUUUAUUAAAGGAAUAUUCCAGGUUCAAUACAAAUUAAGAUCAUCUGACAGUAUUUGUGGCAUAAUGUUGAUUACCACAAAAAAAUUAUUUUGACAUCUCUCCUUUACCUUUAAAAAAGCAAAAAUCGAGGUUACAGUGAGGCACUUACAAUGGAAGUGAAUGGGGCCAAUUUUUGGAAAGCUUAAAAAGGCAGAAAUAUGAAGCUUAUAAUUUUAUAAAAGCACUUACAUACAUUUUUCUGAUAAAACUCAUGUAAUAUUUGAGCUGUAAAGUUGUUUAAAUAGUCUUUUUUAUGGUCGUUUUAGGGUUUAUGCCAUUACCUCACCAUGGCAACGAAGUUGUAAAAUUUACACACAAAGGGUUAGUAAAUUAUUUUAUCACACUAAAAUCAUGUUAACAUGGAUAUUGUUUACAUCUUGUGGCUAGUUUAAGUGCCUCACUGUAAUACUAAUGAUG